This is a messenger RNA of Tarenaya hassleriana, 612 nucleotides long. RefSeq lists its product as uncharacterized. Bases 1 to 612 code for a protein of 203 amino acids. The record is from RefSeq and is a predicted model, not a curated record. The transcript has a single exon. Lineage: Eukaryota; Viridiplantae; Streptophyta; Magnoliopsida; Brassicales; Cleomaceae.
AUGGUGCGUAAGUUGGAGAUCACUAUGCCAUUUCACGAGGUUAUCACUCAGAUGCCAUCCUACGCCAAAUUCCUAAAGGACAUUCUCACAAAGAAGCGCGUCAUCGAGAAGGAAACCAUCACGCUUAAUCCCGAGUGCAGCGCCAUUCUUCAGCACGAUCUACCACCGAAAAUGUCGGGUCCAGAUAGCUUCUCGAUUCCCUGUAAAUUGGGAAAUAUUUCUAUAGAUCGUGCUCUUUGUGAUUUAGGUGCCAGUGUAAGUCUCCUACCACUCUCCAUCUACAAGAAACUCAACGUGGGAGAACUCAAACCAACUCGCAUGGCUCUUCAACUAGCUGAUCGUUCUGUCAAAUAUCCUCUGGGUAUUCUUGAGGACGUCCCGCUGAAAGUCAGCGAUUACUACGUACCGAUCGAUUUCGUUGUGCUUGACAUGGACGAAGACUCCAAAAUCCCGAUUAUUCUAGGGCGGCCGUUCUUAAACACUGCAGAUGCCAUUGUCCACAUUCGUGUCGGUCGACUGACACUCAAGAUCGGCGACGAAACAGUGGAAUUCACGCUCGACCAGAAUUUCAAGCAACCAUCUACAGUGGACUCUUUAUGUUACAUGGCUUGA